CGUGGCGCGGGGCGUGGCGUGGGCAGGGAGGUGUCCGGAGCGGCCGUGGCGGAGCGGGUGUGAGGCCGUGCGGACCUCGAGCAGCGCUGCCGUCGCCAUGCCCGGGCCCAACCCCAGCGCUACCAGCGUCGGCUCCUCCGGCCGCUCCCCCAGCAAGGCCGUGGCUCCUCGCGCGGCCGGAUCCACUGUCCGGCAGAGGAAGAAUGCCAGCUGCGGGACGAGGAGUGCAGGCCGUGCCACUUCCACGGGCACUGGUGGGAUGUGGCGAUUCUACACUGAGGACUCUCCAGGGCUCAAAGUUGGGCCUGUUCCAGUUUUGGUCAUGAGUCUUCUUUUUAUUGCUUCUGUGUUUAUGCUGCACAUCUGGGGUAAAUACACUCGAUCAUAGACUCUGCUGCCAGCUUAAAGCAUACAUCUUGGACCAAAAAUAUGGUGGAUCCUGGUUGUUCUUGGAGAGAGAGUGAGGAAGCUUCUUAUCACCCGUCACCUUUGGCUCUAAAUCCAAGUGAAUUUUUCAGUUCUCUACUUGGGCAGGUUUAAAGUCUUAUGGGUCAUUUUAUAUUUGUAUCUGUACACCUAGAAAACAGGUAUUGCAAUAAAAGUUGUAUAUGGAAAUGGAAACA
Molecule: messenger RNA, 623 nt
Organism: Calypte anna (Anna's hummingbird)
Lineage: Eukaryota; Metazoa; Chordata; Aves; Apodiformes; Trochilidae
Gene: SEC61B
Product: SEC61 translocon beta subunit
Exons: 4
Coding region: 98-388 (96 amino acids)
Biological process (GO): intracellular protein transport
Cellular component (GO): Sec61 translocon complex
Source: RefSeq, a predicted model, not a curated record